This is a messenger RNA of Cotesia congregata, 531 nucleotides long. The record is from the annotation of a GenBank genome assembly. Lineage: Eukaryota; Metazoa; Arthropoda; Insecta; Hymenoptera; Braconidae.
AUGUCAAACAUUACAACCUUGAGAGCUGGUCUUAACAAUGCUGGGUAUCAACAUAUUUUAAGUUUUCGUAGACAACUUUAUAUUAAACCUGAAGAUGUUAAAAAACUUUCUACUUCGUGGAAGGUAGAUUUCGACGAAACCUCCUACUGGAUCUACCCAACGAUGGACAAUAUGUUAUGUUAUGUAUGUAAAGAAGAAGGCCAUCUAGCCAAGUCAUGCCCAACAGACUCGAACCUAAAGAACUCCCAAAACCCCGAGGAAAACAACUUGUUGACUGCUAGUCAAACUUCAUGUAAUGAACAAUCACUCUCUCCUGCCCCAGUGGAUAAUAAUAAUUCCAACAAAGAGCAAACCAAGUUUCCAUCACUUCCGGCAAAGCGCCCAUUAUCCUCCACUUCGUCAACUGCAGGUAUGCCACCUCCUGCAACUCCCCUGGGCAAAAGAAGUGAAAACUUAAAGGAUAAUCUGGCAACCAAGCAAAAAUCUAAAAAAAUUAGAACCGAAGAUGGUCAACUUCACCAAAACCCCUAG